Linum trigynum is the source of this 2382-nucleotide messenger RNA. NCBI's taxonomy places the organism in Eukaryota, Viridiplantae, Streptophyta, Magnoliopsida, Malpighiales, Linaceae. The record is from the annotation of a GenBank genome assembly.
UUAACACAGUUGGUAAUGGUGAGCUAUCUAUCGUCCAAUUCCAUCAAAACACAGAUCCGACCCCAUCAAUGAUGCUCUUGUUUCAAGAACCAAGCUAAUCUAAGGUGAUAUUCAGCAUCUCUCUUGGUGUUUUCUCUAAUCCUUCUAUCUUGUUUAGCUUAAUUGGGCAACCACAACUACUGAUUUUGUGCGCAUGUUGGGUUUGGAGUGAGAAAUCAGUCACCUUGUUCCCUUUUCCAAACACCAAGCCAACACCACCACCAACCAACGUGGUCUAGAUCCGAUAUCCAUGGCAAUCCACUACACUAAUCUAUGGCCUUCUCUCUAAACCAAGAAACUCACUCUCACAAUGGGAAAACGUAGCAAGCUGCAAACCUUCGGGAAAUGUCAAACAGGAAACAAUCAAAAAGCCAUAUUUGGCUCCCCAAAGCUUCAUGUGAGUUAGCAAGUCAGUCAAUGGUGAUACAGAUUCAGAUUGAUUGAUUGAAGGUCAUAUGCAUCCCGCUGCAGCUUUUACUUUUUAGCAGUUGUAUUAGAAAGCCACCCAAUAGUUUGACCUGCUGCUCUGCUGAUUUUUCCAAACAAAAAAAAAAAUCUAACAACCAAAGAGCUUCUUUUCUUUCUCCUCCAAUCCAUUUCCAGCCAUAAGGUGCGAAAAAGGGAGGUUCAAUCAAUAUGCUUCUGAGGACGUCGUCAAGCCCAGGAAUAAAAGGAGCAAUCUUUACUGUCCUUUCAGAAAGCCCAGUAAGAGACUUCCGCAAUCCCGCUAGUAAUAGCGAUAGCAAUAGCAAUUCCAGCGGCAGGCAUCACCACCACCACAAAAACGCGCCAUCUUCUCACCUCAGCUUCCCGCCUUUCUCCCCUACUUCUUCAUCCUCCUCCAGCGGGAAAUCAUCUCCGUCGGGGCCGAAUCGAGAAGCUGGGAAAGGUGGAGUUGGGUUUCGAAGGGCUUUGUCUGACAGUAACAUUGACAGAUUUGCAGCAGCUUCGUUUCCUUCUUGUGAAUCCAGCCUACAACAACACUCUCUAACUCCAAGGCGGUAUCCACCCAGAAAGAGGAUGCUCCACUCAGCUCCUUCCUUCUCCGUCUUCACCACUACCGAUGAAGAAGUGGGCGAGGAAGAACAGAAAGAUGGGGUUUUGAUGAGGACCGUGACCAUUGGGGAGAGUAUUGAGAGUGGGGAUUUUAGCUUUGGGAAGGGGAAGGAAAAUGACAUGGGCUUGAUUGAGGAAGUGGAGGAGAAGGAGACUGGAGAAGACGAAGAUGAUGGUGAUGAUGAUGGAGAUCAAAGUAAAAAUUUGACCUUCAAUAAACGUGUGGUGAUUCCUCCGAGUCUGAGUUUUGUCGAAGAUGAGAACCAACCUGCUAGCCCUCCCAUGUAUCUUGCUACUGGACUUGGGUUCGACAGUGCUAUAGAUUUUCAAGCUGCUUCGUCUUUGCUUGAUGAGGGUGGUGAUUUGGAAGAGUACUACAGUAAGAUGCUUGAUCAAUUCCCUAGCCACCCAUUGUUCCUCAGGAAUUAUGCUCAUCUCUUGCAGUCCAAGGGAGACCUCCAUGGAGCUGAGGAAUACUAUCACAGGGCAAUACAGGUUGAGCCUGGAGAUGGUGAGAUCUUGAUGCAGUAUGCAAAACUGGUGUGGGAGCUCCACCGCGACCAAGAUAGAGCAAUGGUUUGCUUUGAACGCGCUGCUCAGGCUGCUCCUCAAGACAGCAAUGUACUCGGCGCAUAUGCUAGCUUUCUCUGGGAAAUAGAUGAGGAAGAGGGAGAUGAAGGUAAACGGGAGCAGAAAGAACACGUUCCUGUGCCGCUUUCUGCUUUCUCUGCCAACAAUGGAGAACCUAGCAGCAAAGGAGGUUUGAUUGUGGAAGAUCAUUAUAGGCAGAUGGUUGAGGAGCACCCCAAUAAUGCUCUCGUCCUAAGAAACUAUGCUCAGUUUCUAUAUCAGACCAAAGGAGACAUGCAAGGGGCAGAGGAAUACUACUCGAGAGCAAUACUAGCCGAUCCUGGCGAUGGAGAGAUCAUGUCUCGGUAUGCAAAACUCGUCUGGGAACUCCAUCGGGACCAGCAAAAGGCGUCGUCAUACUUUGAGAGAGCAGUUCAAGCUGCUCCUUCAGAUAGCCAUGUUCUGGCAGCAUAUGCUAGUUUCCUCUGGGAGUCGGAAGAAGAUGAAUUAGUAACAGAGCCAGGUGGUCAGCUUCCCGAGUCUGCUCAACUGGAGGGUGCUAUCGUUGCUGCAGCUAACUGAAGAAUAUUGAGCUUACUGUGACAAGAAGAGGGGGCUCUCAAUUAGGAGUCCAGAAAAGAGAAACGCGGAGACCAAUCUACAUGCUAUCACUUGCUGCUAAUGUUAGAGCAGUCUUAAUAAAUGUUGUCAAUGUGC